CCGCCAUGAGCAAGCGGAAUCAGGUGUCUUACGUGCGGCCAGCCGAACCGACGUUCCUGGCCCGCUUCAAGGAGCGGGUCGGCUACACGGAAGGGCCCACUGUGGACACCAAGAGAACCCAGCCUCAGCUCCCGGAAGAAGAUGGUGACCACAGCGACAAAGAUGACGAACAACCCCAAGUCGUGGUUUUGAAAAAAGGAGAUCUGUCAGCUGAAGAAGUCAUGAAAAUUAAAGCAGAGAUUAAGGCAGCCAAAGCAGAUGAAGAACCCGCGUCGGCCGAUGGAAGAAUCAUGUACCGGAAACCAGUCAAGCGUUCCUCUGAUGAAAAAUACUCGGGUUUGACAGCAAGCUCCAAAAAGAAGAGGACGAAUGAAGAGGAAAUGAGUAAGCAGGACUCGGUUACAAAGAACUCACAAAAGCAAAUCAGAAAUAGCAGCCUCCUUUCUUUUGACAAUGAUGAUGAAAACGAGUAAUUGUACAUAUUUUGGACUUAGUUUAUGGGAUAUUUUUUAAAAUAACAUUUUGUCUUUAUAAAAGUCAGACAAGUUCAUUAUAAAAAAUAUGGGAGAAAAUUAAUAAAACUGCUCACCAAUGCUCAGAUGCAAAAUGCCAACCACAAAAAAAUUAACUAGUGGUAUUUUAUUAUUUCACGUGUGUGGGGAUGUGUAUAUACAUUAUGCUUUUUAUAACACAAUUUACAUUGUGUGAUGUAUGUUUUAUGUCUAGCUUCUCACUUAACAUUACAGCCAUUUCUCCACAUCAAUAAAAUUCAAAGCCUCACAUCAAUAGGAUAGGGGAUUUCCUAAUGACAUGGAUCACCCGUGCAUCUUCUUCAUUAGCAGAACCCCACUUUAGGGGGGAGAUGAUAAGGCACCUAGAUGAAAACACAUCUCAGGCUCCUGCUAGGGUUGGUCUUAACAUGACUGUCCUGGGAGUAAAGAGAAAACUAUGUAGAUGCUUGGGUCUAAAAGGACAGACUUGGCAAACACGUACACUUACCCUUCUCCCUUCAUCCUGUCUGGAGCACAGAAGGGAGACCUGAGAGCCCUAGAGCCAUGUUCAGGAUGAAGGAGAGUGGCCACUGGCACUAGGAGGUACAGUGGGAAGGUUCAAGAAGCUGUCUGUCACCCCUGCAGGCAUGUCUCAGAGACUGCAGCAUCCGCAUCAACUGUCAGCCUCUGGGCCUUGUGCUACAGAAGCAAAAUAAUCGCCCUGCCUACUGAAGCCUCAUCAGGUUUCUGUUAAAUGCAGCCAAAUGCUCUCCUAACUCCAAUAGUAAACAGCUAGUAGAGCAAUUCAGAAUUGGUCUUCAGAAAUCUGAGUAUAUUUCUCAUGAUUCACUGAGAAUAGCCAGAAGCAGAGUUAAUUGGCUCUAGGUAUUUAAAUCAUUUUAAAGCCAUCAAUGCUAACUGUCAAACUGCUUCCAAGAGAAGUUACCCCCCGUAGCCUCAUGACCCUCUGAGGGCGUGUUUCCCCCCAACCCGUGACUGCGCUGGACUUGGACUAGUGCCAGCCCUGUCACUUUCAUCACUUUGAUAUGUAGAUAAUGCAAUUGAGCAAUUUCUGUUAAUGGAAAGUUCUUUGCUCUCCUAGGAAGGGGCUAAACUUUCAUACGUAUGUGGUCCAUUUUGUUGGCUUUUCACUAACUUUUUGUUCAUUUUUCAGUACUUUAGUUGUGGGUUUCUUAUUAACUUACUAUCUAGACUUUUUUGUUUCCAUAUUGACGCAUACAGGACAGGGUGGAACUGCCCCUGUAGACCUCCAAGAUUGUAACUCUUUUUAAGUAGAAAGCCUCGUUUUUCUCCCACAGCGCUGAUGGUUUUGAACAAUUGAGAAAUUUGGGGCUUUCUUUUUCCCCAUCUAAUUUUUUCAUUGUUCUUUGAUUCCCAACCGCUAUAUCAAAUAAAGAAUUGUCUAUAUUGUUUUAUA
Echinops telfairi (small Madagascar hedgehog) is the source of this 1929-nucleotide messenger RNA. Its product is annotated as KIAA1143 ortholog. The transcript has 3 exons. Bases 6 to 473 code for a protein of 155 amino acids. Lineage: Eukaryota; Metazoa; Chordata; Mammalia; Afrosoricida; Tenrecidae. The record is from RefSeq and is a predicted model, not a curated record.